Molecule: messenger RNA, 2414 nt
Organism: Monodelphis domestica (gray short-tailed opossum)
Lineage: Eukaryota; Metazoa; Chordata; Mammalia; Didelphimorphia; Didelphidae
Gene: TMEM35A
Product: transmembrane protein 35A
Biological process (GO): chaperone-mediated protein complex assembly; positive regulation of protein localization to cell surface
Cellular component (GO): endoplasmic reticulum
Molecular function (GO): acetylcholine receptor regulator activity
Source: RefSeq, a predicted model, not a curated record
GGGCAUUAGGACCCAGCACCCAAGGUAGUGGAAUCUCCAGCUCCCGUGUUUCUCCCCGGCUCCCUCCUCUCUUUGUCAUCCUCCCAGCCUAGCAGACUGCUGCUGCUGCUACUGCUGUCUGGACAGCUUUCCUCCUGCCUCCACCCCUUCAAUGGUUACUGUCUGGCUCUUGGCCAGAUAGAGAGCCCAAAGAGAAGGGACCGGGGAGGAUCUUCCCCUACUAUCUCCAAUGGCUUCCCCCAGGACAGUAACCAUCGUGGCCCUGUCCGUGGCCCUGGGGCUCUUCUUUGUCUUCAUGGGGACCAUCAAGUUGACCCCCAGGCUCAGCAAGGAUGCCUACAGUGAGAUGAAACGUGCCUACAAGAGUUAUGUCCGGGCCCUGCCACUGCUGAAGAAAAUGGGUGUGACUUCCAUUGCUCUCCGAAAAAGCAUUGGAACCCUUGAAGUGAUCUGUGGCAUCAUCAUGACCGUGGUCCCUGGCCGUCCUAAAGAUGUCGCCAAUUUCUUCCUUCUUUUGCUGGUGUUGGUCGUGCUCUUCUUCCAUCAGCUGGUUGGCGAUCCCCUCAAGCGUUAUGCCCAUGCCCUGGUCUUCGGGAUCUUGCUCACCUGCCGCCUGCUGAUUGCCCGCCAGCCAGAGGAACAGCUUAUUGAGAGGAAGGCUUCGUCCAGGGGUGGUGAGGGGCAGGCUGCCCCCCACAAGAAGGUCAAGGUCAAAGUGUCUUAAGGAAGCAGCCCUACACGGUGGACCUUCCAGGCAGCUUCCUCUGAGUAGCCCAGGAAGAUCUCAGUGCAUUUUGUUCCUUUUUAUUUCUUAACUGAUUGCUUUUUUGGGAAAGGGGGACCUAUGCCAUGUAAUGGUUCUGAAAUUUAUGUUCCCCUAUUCCCUAAAAUUAGCUCCUGAUCCAGCCAUAGACCCAACACCUUUUAUCACUCCCACAUCUGGCUGCAUGUAAAUUGUGUGUAAGAUUACUUCUCAGGUGUUUGUGUGGCAAACUAUUCCAGCAAAUAUUGUAUGUGGGGGAAAAGUAUGUAUGUGGAGAUGUGUGCUUGACUUGUGUGUGUAAAGAUGCGAGUGUAGGAGGAGGAGGCUUUGGUCUCAGCCUCACCCUCUACAGGUAAUCCUCACUUUAUGUACAAGGUGCAUUCUAGCCAAGGUGAAGACAGCUUGAGAUGGCUGCCCCUACAAGAUGGCUGAUGUUGUACACCUCCCAGGGCUAUGUAGCCCUUCUCCAAUUUGACUGACUCUGGGUUCUUUCCUUUGUCAUCUGUCCCCAUUCCCUAAUCCCUCUGCCUCCCCAUCCCCCAGGAAUGACUUUUCUAGCUAGAAAUCUCCUGAUAUUACCACUGGAUCUCAGAGGAUUUGUUUCCUUUGGGGCUUGAAUAUCACCUUUUCCCAGCAGGUGCUUCUAACUAAUCUUGUCCUGUGCAGAAAUUUCUUAAAUUUGAGGUGUUGGGUGACGUAAAAUUAAUCAGCGUCCUCCCUCAUCCAUCGUGUAAAUUGGAAAACCUAAAUACUAAAUUAACUUAGAAUAAGGAGUACCUGCAGUCAAUAGAAAAUCCAAUUCUAACUUAGUGGAGAAAUGAGCGGUUUAUAUUGCUAAAUCAUAGAUUUAGAGCUGGAAGGCAUGUUAGUAAUUAUUCUAGGCCCUUCGUAAAAGGGUCUUUUCUGUAAAAAAGAUGGCAAACCGAGGGGAGGCCCCCAAAGUUUGAAUGACUUGUCCCAGGUUUGAAUUCUGGUUCUCUGAAUCCAAAUUCCAUUCUUUUCAUUGCACCACUUUUCCCAAAUGGUUACAUAGUCUACAACCCGAGCAGUCAACUUGCCUCCAGACACUGUUUUCUGAUUUUCCUAAUCCCAAAGCUGCCUUGCUUCAAGCUUCCUCAGCCACCGAUGAGGAUUUAGCCUCUGUUCUGCUCUGCUCUACUCUGCUCUUGUAGCUGAGGGAGCAGGAGGUGGCCCUGUUAUAGAUGUCUCUGCACCUGAAGUCCUCAAAUCCCAGCUGUGCUACUUCCCAAUUGAUCCCCAAAGUGCCCAAGCGAAGCUAUAACUUCUUGCCAAACAGAAGCUCCCUUCUUACUGAUUUUGCACUGAGGUUAUACUGGGUUCAGGUUUGCUACUAGGAGCAGUGUCCUGACCCAUCCCUACAUCUAUAUCUCUCUUCACUAGAGAGGGGGAGUAUUUGAAAAGGUGACAGUUGAGCUGAGCAGUCUGAGGAAUUGCUUCCUUUGAUAGAAACUGCUGGUUUGCUGGAUGUUGGUAAACCAAUUUCCAUGGUUUGGGGGUUGUUCUGCCAGGGAAGGGGAAGAAUGAGAUUGUCAUUUUGUAAAAAGUGUCACCAUUCUUGAUAAAUGGCUCCCUCCCUCCUCCCCUUUUUGUCUCAUUCUUUCCAAAUAAACUUUUAGAAAUUUGAAGGAAA